AUGAAUUUUCUUAAUAAAUGUUUUAUAUUUUUCCUUUUUAUUAAGUUUUUGAAAUCUAUUAAAUUAUCGUUUAUUUCAAGUAAUACUAAGUUAAUUCCGCACAAAUGUGUAAGUAAAAAUGAUGCUAUAAACUUAUUAAAUGACAAAAAGGAAAACUCUUAUUAUUGUGGAGAAAAUAAAGUGGCUCUAAUAACAGGUGCAGGAAGAGGGAUAGGAAGAAGUAUAGCAAAGACUUUAGCCAAAUCAGUUUCUCAUGUUUUGUGUAUAAGCAGAACACAAAAAUCAUGUGAUAGUGUUGUUGACGAAUUAAAAUCAUUAGGAUAUAAAUCUGCCGGUUAUGCAGCUGAUGUAUCUAAUAAAGAAGAAAUUACAGAUUUAGUAAAUAAAUUAUUAAUGGACAACAAAAAAAUAGAUAUAUUAGUUAAUAAUGCUGGUAUAACAAGGGAUAACUUAUUUAUGAGGAUGAAAAAUGAUGAAUGGGAAGAUGUCAUAAAAACAAAUUUGAAUUCUUUAUUUUAUGUAACUCAACCAAUAUCAAAAAGAAUGAUUUCUAACAGAUAUGGAAGAAUUAUUAAUAUAUCUAGCAUUGUGGGAUUAACUGGAAACUUUGGACAAGCCAAUUAUUCUGCCUCUAAAGCAGGUGUAAUUGGUUUUACAAAAACAUUAGCUAAAGAACUAGCAUCCAGAAAUAUAACAGUUAAUGCAAUAGCACCAGGAUUUAUAUCAAGUGACAUGACUGAUAAAAUUAAUGAUCAAAUAAAGAAAGACAUAAUUUCAAAUAUCCCAGCUGGACGAAUGGGAACCCCAGAAGAGGUAGCUAAUAUGGUAGGUUAUUUAGCUUCUGAAAUAGCUGGAUAUAUUAACGGAAGAGUUUUCGUUAUUGAUGGUGGAUUAGCUCCUUAA
Molecule: messenger RNA, 903 nt
Organism: Plasmodium gallinaceum
Lineage: Eukaryota; Apicomplexa; Aconoidasida; Haemosporida; Plasmodiidae
Product: beta-ketoacyl-acyl carrier protein reductase, putative
Exons: 5
Coding region: 1-903 (300 amino acids)
Biological process (GO): fatty acid biosynthetic process
Molecular function (GO): NAD binding; 3-oxoacyl-[acyl-carrier-protein] reductase (NADPH) activity
Source: RefSeq, a predicted model, not a curated record